AUGAGGAUGAGGCCGCGGCCCAGUCGCCACCCUUCGAGGCCCCUCGCGGCCCCUUCGCGGCCCCGUCCCCGCCCCUUCGCGGCCCCGUCCCCGCCCCUUCGCGGCCCCGACGCCGCCCUUCGCGGCCUCGUCGCCGACCUUCGUGGCCCCGUCGCCGCCCCUAUCGGCCCCGUCGCCACCCUUCGCGGCCCCGUCGCCGCCUCUAGCGGCCCCGUCGCCGCCCUUCGCGGCCCCGUUGCCGCCCCUAUCGGCUCUGUCGCCGCCCUUUGCGGCCCCGUCGCCGCCCCUAGCGGCCCCGUCGCCGCCCUUGGCGGCCCCUCGCGGCCCCUUCUCGGCCCCGUCGUCGCCCUUCGUGGCCCCAUCGCCACCCUUCCCGGCCCCUCCUCGGCUCCUCCGCCACCAACAGCAGCCGCCGCCAGCAGCAGCGGCCGCCACCACCAGCAGCAGCCGACAGCAGCAGACGCCGCCGACAAUAGCGUCGGCCGCCACCAGCAGCACCCGUCACCACCGACAACAGCGACUGCCGCCGCCACUGACAGCAGGAGCUGCCGCCGCUGUCGCGGCUCUGUCCCUGCCGACGCGCCUCGGCUCUGCCCCACCGCUUGCCGGCCCCUACCUACCAGCCUUGGGGACCACUUCCUCUCUGUUUGCCCCACCAGACUCACCGUUGACCUCCUCGAGGAGCGCCUCCUGGCAGCUGAGAAGAGUAUAGUCGCUGUAGGAGCCUCUCGUGGUGACCCUCGUGCCCCUGUCUUUGAGAAAUGCUCCCCCAACCUCCUUUUGCCCUCUGUUGCCUCUACUACUGCGGUCAACUACGUUGGCACCGAGUCGGUCGGCGCCGCGUCUGCCCCUAGCGGGCGACGUCGCACCGGCAAGGGCAAGGGGGACAAGGGCGCUGGAGGGGCUGGCGGGGGCGAUGGAGGGGUUGCUGUCUUUGAUCUCGAUUAUGAUGCCAUUCUUGCUGCCAUGUAUGUUGUGUCUACUAGUGACUCGGGUGACUGUUACCUGUGUGUUCCGCCUGACCCGCGCACUGUGGCUGCUGCUCUAGGUGCUGGUGAGGUUGCUGCUCUCAGUGCUAGUGCGUCUGCUGCCCCAGGUGCUGGUGAGUCUGCUCUUUUAGGUCUCUACCUCCCCUCGUUCUCUACAAACUUGGUGAGUGGAGCUAAUCUACAGGAUGGGGGGUUUGACCAGUUCACUCCUCCGAGUCAGCGGGUGACCCACUGUACGUGUGCUCGGAUGGGCCGACACUUGGCCACGUUUACCCGUCAGCCGGGGUCGAGCCUGUACACACUGACUACUGAGUCUCCUCCGGUUGCUGAGUCUGGUCAGGUAGCUGUGGCGGGUCAGGUGUUUGCUGCAACGUCCAGGGCCUGCCCCUACCUGCAUUGCCUGCAUCGAGGGGCCGCAGCGCGCCUGUGA
This is a messenger RNA of Closterium sp. NIES-65, 1419 nucleotides long. Lineage: Eukaryota; Viridiplantae; Streptophyta; Zygnematophyceae; Desmidiales; Closteriaceae. The record is from the annotation of a GenBank genome assembly.